CGACAAGAGGCUAUGUUCUCUGCUGGGACCCACCAGGCUUGGGAAUGUCUCCUGCUUCUUUUCUGCGUCGCACAUUCAGAGCGACCAGGCUGUGUUUUCCCCUUCAUCUACAAGGGAAUGUCUUACUUCUCGUGCCUCAGGGCGGGGAAUGUGGGCCGUUGGUGUUCUACCUCCUUCAACUACGACGAGGACAAGAAAUGGAAAAUCUGUGAUGAAAAUGAUGGUCUCCACUGCGUCUUCCCUUUCCUCUACGGCGGGAAGAACUACUCUUAUUGCAUCCAAGAUGGACAUGGAGAUCAGGGAUGGUGUUCCCUCACGGACAACUACGAUCUGGAUAAGCGCUGGGUUCCCUGUUCCAGGAAAGAACAAGACGACUGUGUUUUCCCUUUCACUUAUAAAGACAGAAGUGUCUUUACCUGUCUUAACAUCGGGAAUGCCGGGCAGAAAUGGUGUGCACUCACGGAGAACUAUGAUGAAGACAAAAAAUGGAAAUUCUGUGAACACGAGUAUGAUGAGUGUAUCCUCCCCUUCAUCUACAAAGGGACUAAGUACUACACCUGCCCCCGAGGAAGGAAUUCAGGGAAGAAAUGGUGUGCAGUCACACCCAACUUUGACGUGGACAAGAAAUGGAAAUAUUCAGAGGGUCACGACUGUCCCAACUGUGCCUUUCCGUUCACUUACAAAGGAGUUCUCUACUUCUCCUGCAUUCCAGUAAAGGAGAACAGCACCAAGCAGUGGUGUGGGCUCACACGCAACUACGACAAGGACAAAAAAUGGAAAUUUUGUGUUCCGGAGGACCAACCCAAAUGUAUCUUCCCCUUCAUAUACAAAGGGGAGUCCUACUUCCACUGCACCUCAAAUGGACACCAAAUGAAAGAACUCUGGUGUGCUACCACUAGUAACUAUGACAAAGAUCGCCAGUGGAAGAGCUGCACUACUGACGUCUAUGGUGGAAACUCUGAAAAGUCGGGAUGUGUGUUCCCAUUUUUCUACCGGGGUCAGAGGAUGGAAAGCUGCAUUGGAGAGACUAGUUCCCAGUACUGGUGCUCCACUACCAGGAAUUAUGACCAGGAUAAACUCUGGCAGUUCUGCCCGGACACGAUGAUCACUGGAAGAUCGAAUGAAGCCAAUUGCAGCUUUCCCUUUCUCUACAAGGACGAAGUGUAUUAUUCCUGCACCAUCCGGGAUUCACUAACCCACAGCGCCUGGUGUGCCCUCACCCAUAAUUUCGAUAACGAUGGGAAGUGGAGGCACUGUUACUCUUGA
Messenger RNA from Tachyglossus aculeatus (Australian echidna), 1266 nucleotides. RefSeq names its product epididymal sperm-binding protein 1-like. Bases 13 to 1266 code for a protein of 417 amino acids. Lineage: Eukaryota; Metazoa; Chordata; Mammalia; Monotremata; Tachyglossidae. The record is from RefSeq and is a predicted model, not a curated record. The transcript has 9 exons. Gene Ontology annotation, molecular function: heparin binding. Gene Ontology annotation, cellular component: cell surface.